Messenger RNA from Penicillium paradoxum, 1281 nucleotides. Its product is annotated as MOSC domain protein. Gene Ontology annotation, molecular function: pyridoxal phosphate binding; molybdenum ion binding; catalytic activity. NCBI's taxonomy places the organism in Eukaryota, Fungi, Ascomycota, Eurotiomycetes, Eurotiales, Aspergillaceae. Bases 1 to 1281 code for a protein of 426 amino acids. The record is from RefSeq and is a predicted model, not a curated record. The transcript has a single exon.
AUGUUCAAUGUCGACCAUCCCCGCGAGGGUGUCAGUUCCCCGGUGGAUUUGAUUGUCAUCCUAUCAUUUCUACCUGUGCUGUUGUUUGUUCUACGGACAUGGAGAACAAAUAACCCCAGAGGGUGCCGCCGCCUAGGACUUCCACUAGGCCAAAGCAAUUUGGACGAUGAGUUCGACUCAAAAUACAGCCAUGGUCUGCCUUACAAUCAAGAUGAUGACGGUCGUCCAUCUUGGCGUGUGAAGGCAUUGUUCAGCUACCCGCUCAAAUCCUGCGGAGCAGUCGAGCUACAAGCCUCCAACGUCGUCCCCACCGGACUCGAAUUUGAUAGACAGUUCGUGUUUGCAGAAUAUAACAACGAUGAAUGGAACAUUCGCACUUUGCGCAAUGCAGGCUUCAAUUGCUUGGCCUUAAUUCAUCCCGAGAUCUGGGUUCCUGACCCUUCUGCCCCCGACUAUGACGCAGAGCUGCCAGAAGUUAAGUCGCAGGGCGUGAUGGUGGUAUCAUAUCCACGGACGCCACCAGCAGGGUGGCAGGGUUUGUAUGUGAAGGUCGGCAUGACGCUCAAGAUCCUCAAAAGCCGACACACAUUCCAAGUCCCACUACUUCCACCUGCGAACUCCAACUUUCCAUUAGUCCCAGUCAAGAUUUGGAAAGACAAGCCUCUAGCCUACGACUACGGCAAACUUCUCCCGGCAUCAUUACACACAUAUCUGGGCUCUGACCCAUCAAGAAACACUCUAACACUAUUCCGCGCCAGUGCUCUGCACUCACGGCAGAUCUUCCGCAAUGCGCCACGUAAAGAAGAGCUAGGCUUCCAGCCGAAUACAGCCUUCGCAGACGCGUACCCUAUCCACCUACUCAGUAUGUCCAGCCACCGGGAUGUAGCAGCGCGCUGCGCAUAUGCAAUCCCCCAACUCAGCAUCCGACGGUUCCGCGCGAACAUCAUCAUUCAAGGUCCAGCUGCCUUCGAAGAAGAUUAUUGGAAGCGGCUUUCGAUCGGUGGGACGGAGAUCUACGCUUCUUGUCGGACUGUUCGAUGUCGAUUGCCUAAUGUUGAUCCUCUUUCUGGGGAUAGGCAUAGGGCUGAGCCCGAUCGGACGCUGAAGUCAUAUCGGCGGAUUGAUGACGGGGAUCGGACCAAUGCAUGUCUGGGAAUGCAGCUUGUUCCCGCGAAGGAGGAGUUCGUUAUGAGAGUUGGGGACUCCGUCGAGGUGCUUGAGACCGGGCUGCAUCAGUAUAUCAAGAUGCUGGCUCCUGGUGAGAAGGUUGAGGGGGUAUAG